GUCGUCGCUUUAUAGAAAAACCAUGAUAUAUAGAAGAGAAGUAAAUCCCCGCGUAAACAUUAAUUUACAACCUAAUUAGUCCAAGCAAACCAGUUGGUUAGAGCUUAACAUGGGUAUCGAUGCUGAGUUUCAGGUCCCAGUCAUCGAGUUCCGGACCGGUUCGCCGGAUUUGGAGCGAGGAACCGAAGGAUGGCACCAAAAUUGCAAGAGAGUUCGAGAAGCUUGCGAGAUGUACGGUUGUUUUCAGGUGGUAUACGAAAAGAUAUCGCGGAGAGUCCGAGAGGAGACUUUUGCAUUGUUGAAAGAUCUGGUGGAGGAAGUUCCAUUGGAGAGGAAACAGAUGAACGCUAAUCCCAAGCCUUACCAUAGCUACUUUGGACCGUGCAGUCAGGAUUCUUUGUACGAGGGCUUCGGAAUUGAAGACGCCUCCAACUACGACUCUGUUAAAAGCUUUGCUCACAUUAUGUGGCCCGAUGGUCACCCCUACUUUUGCGAAACUGUGAACACAAUUGUGAAACAAAUGGAGGAGCUGAAUAACAUAAUCUGGUUAAUGAUAAUCGAUAGUUAUGGAUUAGGAGAGAAAUGGGAGACCGUGAUGAUGAACAGCAAAACACUGCUGAGGAUGAUGAAAUAUAUGUCCCCUUCGUCGGGGGAGUAUAGGAGAGGACUACACGCUCAUACUGAUAAACCAGUUAGUACAAUCAUUUGCGAGGAUCAAAUUCCAGGGCUGGAAAUUGAGGGCAAGGACGGACAAUGGAUCAAAUUGUCUUCAUCUUCUACUUCCUUUGUGUUUCUGGUUGGAGAUCCCCUCAUGGUAUGGAGUAAUGGAAGAAUGAAAGCGGUGAAACAUAGAGUGAUGAUGAACGGUGAUAAAGAUCGAUAUUCUAUAGCGGCUUUCACAAUUCCAGUUGAGGGUACGAUAAUUAAAAUACCUGAAGAACUUAUAGAUGAACAACACCCUCGACUCUUCAAGGACUUUGACUUCAUGGACUUCCUCUUGUUUUCCUUUUCGGAGCAAGUGAAGCUCAUCGACUCAGCCGAUCAGAUCUACACCUUUGCUUCUCUCUCACCCUUAUUUUCCGAUCAAAACCAUGCUCAUAUUGACAAUUAA
This is a messenger RNA of Hibiscus syriacus, 1111 nucleotides long. RefSeq names its product probable 2-oxoglutarate-dependent dioxygenase AOP1. NCBI's taxonomy places the organism in Eukaryota, Viridiplantae, Streptophyta, Magnoliopsida, Malvales, Malvaceae. The transcript has 3 exons. The coding region runs from base 110 to 1111 and encodes 333 amino acids. Gene Ontology annotation, molecular function: dioxygenase activity. The record is from RefSeq and is a predicted model, not a curated record.